AUGACACCCGAAGAGCAUACCGCCUUUCGUCGGGCUUACGAAAGGCGUAUUGAGAUCAACAACGACGCUAUGCAAAAACGUGGUCUUGCAAACUUACUGACACUCCCUCCUGAGGUACGACAGAUGAUAUACAAAUACCUCUUCGACUACAGCGACACAACGGAAAUCAUAGCUCGCAAAUACUUUGUCCGCCCCAACGACGCGAAACUCCAUCAGGUCUGCAGGCUCCUAAAGGCCGAAAUCGACGAAGAUUUCUAUACACGACAAACCUUCACCUUCAAAACCAUACCGGCGCUGGAUCUAUGGAGCAAAAUCCACCGUGAUCGCCUCUCACUCAUGCAGCGCAUCGAGCUAUGUUCCUCCUCGCCCUCAAUCAUCGUGCCAUUCACCGAACAGUGUCCACGAUUGAAAAUCCUCAUAACCGAACGCCAUAAAAUUGAACAUUAUGACUUCGAAGCCGAUGUGCCUAGACUAUACCAGCUGGACUUAGCUACUGACGACACAUUCUGGACGCUCGACACUUUACUCAUGUGGCGCCAACCAGAAGCGAUUCUCGAGGCGAUCCCACGAUUUCGGCUCGGAUGUGUCGAAUACUCGCUGCGAAAGAACGACAGAGACCGCUAUAGAUUGAGGUUCUGCACGGAUCGACUUGUUGCCGCUAACACGAAAACGUGCGAGUGGACGCCAAUCAAUGUUCAGCAGUUGAGCAAGAAUAUAGACGAGGUGAUCAGUCAAUUAGAACUUGGUCGUCGCAGAAUCUGGGAUACCUGUGUCCACAAAUUUGUAAAGAACAAAUUGGGACGAAGCAUGAAAUCACCUAGUAUUGCGACAUUGAAAUCGUUGCCGUGA
Messenger RNA from Lithohypha guttulata, 849 nucleotides. RefSeq lists its product as uncharacterized. Lineage: Eukaryota; Fungi; Ascomycota; Eurotiomycetes; Chaetothyriales; Trichomeriaceae. The transcript has a single exon. The record is from RefSeq and is a predicted model, not a curated record. Bases 1 to 849 code for a protein of 282 amino acids.